AAUAGCAAUGCCUGGUGACAUGUUAGGAUUCAGAAAUACCAAUAGUUCACACUGGAUAAUUAUUUCUAAUCCAAGAAAUCAUUCACCAAUCUGCCUGGCAUAGAUAACACUGGUGUCUUGUUGUUUGUUGGGGUGUUUUUAAAAUAAAGUCAGGUUUAUGCAACCAUGACUCUGAUUAUUAAUUGAUUAGAAAGAAUUAUUUAUGCAAGUUAGACUAGAAGUGAAAUGGGGAUGCUGCAUGUCUGGGGAGCAUUUCAGGAGCCUGAAUGCCUAUUUUUCAGCCACUGUGAUUUAUUGUGUGACAUAUGGUUGAAGGAGAAGGGAGGUGGAGCUGCUGGAAUUUGGGCCCUGUGAGCCUGGCCAAACUCCAUCCCAUAGAUCUCCAACAGGGAAGGCUGCUCUGCCUACAUGACUAGGACCAGCAGAGUGCACACAGCUAUCCUUGCUGGGAUGCCUUCAUCUGGAUCAGUUCCAAGAAAUCUUUCUGGGGUUUUUCCUUUCCUUUGGGUUGGGGUUUUUUUUGGGUUUUUUUUCCCCAGCAGUAUUUCAGGAAGAUGUUUCCCAGCAAAUAGGUUUACAGAAACAUAUUUGGAACAAAAAACAUAUUAAGAAAAUUACUGGGCUAAGCAUAAACUUUGCAGUUUGUGACCCUGAGAUUAAUCUUACCACAAGUGUUUUGUCAAAGGGGGUGGCACAUGGGCUUUGUCCUCUUCAACCAACUAGCCCAACCUGAAUGCUGACAAAAAUCAAAUACUAAAAACAGAGGGAUCCACCAGAAAAUACAUUCUCGGUCACUAUAACCAGACCAAAGACAGAGAAAAGAUGGCAAACUCAUCAACUUAAUUGCCUGCUGUCAAUUUCCUCCUGGUUUUCUGUGCUGCUGCCUACAUCUUACCCAGCUUUUGAUCUCAGCUUAUUCUGUUUUCUCCUUCCUUCCCAUCUUCCUUGGUGGGACACCUGGGAUGUCCCUGUGUCUCCUCCUGCUCAAGCUCCAAGUCCCGCUUGUCAUGUGCCUGCACAGGAGCUGUGAUGACAGUGACCUACACCAACCGCGUGGCAGAUGCCCGCCUGGGCACCUUCUCCCAGCUCCUGCUCCAGUGGAAGGGCAGCAUCUACAAACUGCUCUACUCCGAGUUCCUGAUCUUCAUCUCUCUCUACUUCACCAUCAGCCUUGUCUACAGGCUGAUCCUGAGUGAGAGCCAAAGGCUGAUGUUUGAGAAGCUGGCGCUGUACUGCAACAGCUACGCUGAGCUAAUCCCCGUGUCCUUCGUGCUGGGUUUCUACGUGGCCCUGGUGGUGUCCCGCUGGUGGGCCCAGUACGAGAGCAUCCCAUGGCCAGACCGGAUCAUGAACCUGGUGUCCUGCAAUGUGGAUGGGGAGGACGAGUACGGGAGGCUCCUGCGCCGCACCCUGAUGCGCUACAGCAACCUGGUCAGCGUGCUGAUCCUGCGCUCCGUCAGCACCGCCGUCUACAAGCGCUUCCCCAGCAUGGAGCACGUCGUGAGGGCAGGCCUCAUGACACCAGAAGAGCACAAGAAGUUUGAGAGCUUGAAUUCCCCCCACAACAAGUUUUGGAUCCCGUGUGUGUGGUUCUCCAACCUGGCUGUGAAGGCCAGGAAUGACGGCAGGAUCCGGGACAGCGUGCUGCUCCAAGGCAUCCUGAAUGAGCUCAACACCUUGCGCAGCCAGUGUGGGAAACUCUAUGGAUAUGACUGGAUCAGCAUCCCUCUGGUCUACACCCAGGUGGUGACUGUGGCCGUUUACAGCUUCUUCCUGGCCUGUCUGAUUGGGAGGCAAUUCCUGGAUCCAGAGAAAGCAUACCCAGGCCAUGAGCUGGAUCUCUUUGUGCCCGUCUUUACAUUUUUGCAAUUCUUCUUCUAUGCUGGCUGGUUAAAGGUGGCUGAGCAGCUCAUCAACCCUUUUGGGGAGGACGACGAUGACUUUGAAGCCAACUGGCUCAUUGACAGAAACCUGCAGGUCUCCCUCAUGGCAGUGGAUGAGAUGCACCAGGAUUUACCCAUUCUGGAGAAGGACCUCUACUGGAACGAGCCCGAUCCCCAGCCACCCUACACCGCAGCCACUGCUGAGUAUAAGCGCCCAUCCUUCCUGGGCUCCACUUUUGACAUCAGCAUGCAGAAGGAAGAGAUGGAGUUCCAGCCCCUGGAGCAGAUUAAAGAGAACGAGGAGGCCAACCACUCCACUCCCUUGCUGGGACACCUGGGCCGCCUCCUGGGUGUCCAGUCCCCAAACUUCUCCAGGUCCUCUUCCCGGAUGAACCUGCUGCGCCGGCGAGGAGAUCCCGCGUCGCCCUUCUCCCAUUAUACCUACCAGGACAUGGGGAAGGUCGGAAGUCCUUGUGGCAUCAAUCAGCCAAGAGGAGACUCCCAGGAGCAGUGGGACAGCGAAGAGGGAAAACUAAGGGAGUUUGACGCUUUCAUGUCCACCCCCUUUUACGAGAGGCCUGGGUUCUACAGCGCUCCGCAGACGCCCAUCAGCUCCAUCCCCAUGAUUUUCCCUUCCCGGCGCCAAGGGCGCAAGAAGCCACCGGCACUCUCCAGCAUCGCUGCGUGCUCCACUUCCCUUCGGGAUGUCAUUGUCAACGCCUCCCCUUCGAGGGCCAGUGAUGUGGACAAGAGCCAGAGCUCCCUGGGCUCUGCUGCAAAGGAAACCUUUGUUUGGCCAACAGAGCGGAGCAAAGGUCCUGACUCCGUGGCUGUGACAGUAGAAGAAGGAAAGAGCAGCUCCAGGGAAGCAGCCACCACGGGAAGUCCAGGAGCACAGUCCACAGCGUCCAACAGCCCCAAAUUCCCCUUCCUACCAGAGACCCCUGAGCAUGAGAAACACAGCAGCUUCAAAAGCCUGAAGAGCUCCAAAGCCUCACGCCCACCCUGGCUAAACCUGGAGAGCACGGCCUCAGCCACUCCCAGUUCUGAGCAUUCCAGUGCCUUUCACACCCCCAGUAACAAAACCCCCGGAGGCAGCACCUCCCUCUGCUUCUCCUUCACUCCUGUCACCUCUCCAGCCCUGGAAAGGUCCCACAAAGGCAACCUGGGCCCUGAGGCUUGCAGCCUCAGUUUGGAAGAUGCAGCCAGUGCUCCAGAGCAGCACCCAGAGGUUUCCAGGAACAUGAGAGACACUGGGAAUGGAAACACCAACCCCUCAGCUCCUAAAGAGCCCAGGAGAGCAGAAAGUCCAUCCCCCAAUGACUCUGGAAUCUCCCUAGCUGAGGGUGACUACGUGGGGCUGAUGGAGGUGAUCCUGGAGGCCAGUGAAAGCCCAGGGGAGGAGCAGAUAGACCAGUAUAGCUAAAGGGGAAUCCAUGGGAUACCUGCCUUA
Molecule: messenger RNA, 3336 nt
Organism: Onychostruthus taczanowskii (white-rumped snowfinch)
Lineage: Eukaryota; Metazoa; Chordata; Aves; Passeriformes; Passeridae
Product: bestrophin-1-like
Exons: 9
Coding region: 1030-3309 (759 amino acids)
Molecular function (GO): chloride channel activity
Source: RefSeq, a predicted model, not a curated record